UUGUGAUUGUAGACAAAAUCAGAGAUCAGGAAUGAGUUAUUGGGAGCACUCUCUGGGACAAUCAUUGGCGAGGAAGAUCAUCCAGUGGCUCGAUUGAGUUACAGGAAAGGAGAAAAGGGGAACAGAGAUGAAAGCUCAGCUGGACAACAUGACCAAGGGGAAUGGAACAGCUUUGAGUCAUCGGUAGGUGAAAUUGCAAGUGUGACACGGUAUGAUAAGGUGAGAGAAGGCUCUCAACCUGUUGGAAGUGUGCAAACUGUUGAGGACAAGGUGUUGGUGAGUGGUAGCUACCUUCAUGUUUUUUGUCUACUUUCUGUAGGUACGUAGCAUGCAUUUUCUCAUCACGUUAUGACAGUUAGUUAUGAUUAUUAAUGAAAUAAUUAUGGUUAGUGGUGAACAUUCAUUUGGAAUUUUGUCAAUUUGAAACGUGGAAUGGAAGGGAAGUGAAAAUUAAUAGUUUAGUUUCCAGAUGACUGCCUAGGUGAUUGUUCUGUGUGAUUGAAUACUACACUGCAUUUUUAAAAAAGUUUGGUUGUGACACAUGCAUUUGCAGCUACCUUGUUUACAUAGCUUUGAACUGAACAAAUCCAGUGAGUACAGGUUUUAUCCUCUUUAACUGUGUGCAGUUGGAGCAUUCAACUCUUAACCCCGGCAAUGACAUGUCUGAUCAGUUUGAUUUGGCCAGAAGAAAGAGGUAUUUGGACAGGAGAUUUCAACCAGUUGGAAGACAUGGCAGACUACCACGAGGUUUCGUUAAUCAUAGGAAAUGGUCAUUAGACACUGAAAUAAGUGAAGGGAAGCCUUGCUUGGAACAGCCAAGUGAUGCUAAAUGGAGUCAUGACGUAGACAUAACACUGCCAGGAAGUAUUUUUGCUGAAAACUCUACAUUGGCCAACACUGAAUCUGUUGAGAAUGAACAUUUGCAGCUUUAUGGAAAGAUUUCAGACAUACAACCUCGACCAGUUGGACGACGUGGUACUAGAACUCGGCAUGCACAGGGCCUUCACUCAACAGGAUCACAUCGUAACAUUCGAUGUAGUUUUUCUUUGUCAAGUGUUGCUGGACUAAGGAGUGCAAAAGAAGAAUACUGUGAUUAUGCAAAGGUUUGUGAUUAG
Molecule: messenger RNA, 1115 nt
Organism: Corticium candelabrum
Lineage: Eukaryota; Metazoa; Porifera; Homoscleromorpha; Homosclerophorida; Plakinidae
Exons: 6
Coding region: 660-1115 (151 amino acids)
Source: RefSeq, a predicted model, not a curated record